Molecule: messenger RNA, 1221 nt
Organism: Vespula vulgaris
Lineage: Eukaryota; Metazoa; Arthropoda; Insecta; Hymenoptera; Vespidae
Gene: rtv
Exons: 3
Coding region: 566-1030 (154 amino acids)
Biological process (GO): sleep; positive regulation of voltage-gated potassium channel activity; regulation of synaptic transmission, cholinergic
Source: RefSeq, a predicted model, not a curated record
UCUGAUACCAUAUACUAUAAUAUUAUUCGUAUCGAUAUCAAACGUAAUCAUACGUAAAAGAAUAAUUAUUACUUUUCAUAACAAUUCUAGUUAUUAUAAUUUUUGGAAACAAACGAAUAUUAUGUUUGUUCAUUGUUUUAUAAAGGGAACGAUGAUUGUCGCUUAAUAGGAUGCUUCGAACGCAUCGCGAUAAAGGAAAAUUGUUGUUUCACAAUUAUAGACAUUCUUUUUAAGCCAACGAUCGAUGAUUCGUCUAAAGAAAGUAAUUAUCGUCAGCGCACGAUUCUUUUUCAUUGUACACGCGUAUACAUAUACAUAUACAUAUACGUAUAUGUAUACGUAUACGUAUACAUAAAUACUAAUGGUGUACGGCCUUAGAGCCAAGUGAAGAGCCCAAGAGUCAAGUGAAAGGAAAGAGAUCGCGUUGUACGCGUAGCCCUCUCUGGUGAGUCUGUUAGUCCUACCGGUUAGUUCCAAAAUGGCUGUGCUCGAUCGUUUCUCCUUGAUAUUUCACCUUCCGCCGUUCUUGGUGACUUUCGACGCGUAAAUCUCUCAAUUCGUGUUUAUGCAACGAAAUAGAACGAUCGGCAGAAUGGAUUUAAGGAUGUGCACCGUCGUAUUUUUGUCAAUUUUAUACUUCAAUCUACCUCCAGCAACGAUUGCACUUCGAAGAUGCGUUCAUUGCAGAUCGAGAGGAGAGCUAGGCUCGUGUAAGGAUCCGUUUACGAUGAAUUCCACGCAAAUAGAUUUAGAAAGAGGCGUGGAUAUGGUACCCUGUGUAUCCGGUUGGUGCGGUAAAAUAAUCGAGAGUCAAAAUUUAAACAACGAAUACGGUACCGCUACGCAAAGACUGUGCUUUCAAAGAGGACCGGAUGAUGGCGAAGAAAGAUGCGCUUAUACUACGUGGAAUUAUAGAAAAGUUUACAUGUGCCUUUGUCUCGGAGAUCUUUGCAACGGAGCGAUAAACGCCAACAUAUCCUAUUCGUUACUAGCCUUGAUAUUAUGUAUUACCGUUCGAUGGAUCCUGUAAAUUUUUUCUAUAUUUUUCAUUGCCAAUGAUCCAAUAUAAUCUUUUAUCUCAGAAACAAUAGACAAUUUGUCUAUUUGAUUUUUAUGUCUAUUUGAUAUAAAAUAUUAUAUGUUGCGUUGUUAUCAUUGAAAUGUAGCAAUCUUUAAGUUUGCAUCAUUCAUCAUUUCAAUAAGAUUUUUUCGAACUAAUAA